Ilex paraguariensis (yerba mate) is the source of this 1202-nucleotide messenger RNA. Lineage: Eukaryota; Viridiplantae; Streptophyta; Magnoliopsida; Aquifoliales; Aquifoliaceae. The record is from the annotation of a GenBank genome assembly.
AUGGCUCUGGACUUCGUGCCCUAUGCUAUGGCCACUUUCAUGAUGAAGUGGGCGUCACAGCUGACAAAUGGAUUCGGGUCGUGUACUUUUAUUCUUGCGCGCAAGCCACGAAAUGAUGACGUCAAAGCGAAAGCCGUGCCCGCGACGAUCACUGCUAUUCAAUCUCGUCCAAAUAAAACGCCGCAGAGGCCAGAGAGAGAAAGAGAGAUGGAGAUGGAAAGGGAGGGUAGAAGGAGGAAAAUAGUAGGGAGAAGCUCAGAUCGAAUGGCACUAAUCACCGGCCGUAUUGAAACCCUAAAUUCUUCGUCAUUGUCAUCUUCAAUCUGUCAUCAUUCACACACUUCAUCAUCCCCUGCUUCGUUUUCUCAAGAUCCUCCUCCUCAUGAUCAGCCACAACCACCCAAUUUCCACGAUUCCAAGGGUGAAGUUGACGACUCUGUUACACCACUUAAACAUGAGACUGCUGAGGGAUUUUCAAGAGGAAAUGCAUUUGAAUUCGGGAGCAGAGGAAAACAAAUUGACACAAAUACUGAAGCAAUACGAGCUCCUGCUGUGGAAUUCAGGGAAAGAGUAGAACUGUCAUCUGUUGCUGCUAGAGUCCCAAACGCAUCAGAUUAUACAGAACUAUUAUCAAAAGCAUGUGGAAGAUAUCUCAACUUCUUCACUCUAAAGGACAUAAAUUCCUGCAUCGUGGCUUCAGAAAAUACAAGAGUUUUCUGUUCUAUUAUAAUAGCAGUCUUGGUAGUUCUAUCACAUACCAACCUUCCUCGGAACAUAGUGAAGUCGAAGAGCAUCAUAGCCUCAAAGCCCCUUUAUGUUCUCUUGCUAACUGACCUUACUAUUGUGCUUGCACAACUAACUCUUGAGAAGCGGAGAGACUCUGAAAAGGACAAGGAAGAAAAAGAAACAGUCUCACAAAAAGAUGGACAUAAUUGGAGAGGAGCAAUUAAGAUUUUGGAAGUGGGAUUAGUGUUGCACCAGACAAUGAGGGCGAUAUUAAUAGAUUGCAGUUUCUAUGUGGUAAUAGUCAUCUGUGGCCUUUCCCUCGUGUAGCCAAGUUGCUUUGGUUGUGGAGAUGAUCAGACACAGCUCCUUAGCUCACUCCAAGCGCUUUAGCAAAUUAUGCUUUUUCUGUUUGAUUCUAUUCAUUCUUUUAUUUCGACCAAAUUGAUUUGCAUGAUAUUACUCCCGUUGUGUUUAAU